AUGGAUCAAGUUGAUCAGGCCUUGGCCCACGAGGAAGAAAUUCGUCUAAGAAACAUUCUACAGAAAGAACUGAAGACCAUUAACGAUGACAUUCUGUGAGUUGUGUUCCCUUUAUCUGUGGAGCACAUUAUCUUAAUAAUAUUGGAUAAUCAUUAAAAUAAUGGGGCUGUGGUUAAGAUAAUUAUCUUCUUGUUUUUUAUUUUAAAUAAGUCACCAAAAAUAAUUCCUCUUAUAUAAACCUAUGACCUGAUGAUACAGGUUGUCAAAGAAUGACCUUGAUCGUGUAAACAGAGCUGAGACUAGUUUGGAGAAUCAGGGCAGCCAGUCUCGGGAGAUUCAGCGCCAACUUGAAUCAAUACGGAAGCAAAAAGAAAAUAAGGUGAGUAACAAUUCACCCUUCGGGCAUUGAGGAAAGUUAAAGAACAUUAUUUGAUCAGCGACCCAGGGGUCAUCACAAAGGGGUGUAACCGGAUUUUUAUUUUUAUACAUUUAAUAUAAUAUAUAAGUUGGACAUUUGUGCUUAUUAGAUGGUUUAGUAUAUACAUAUACAUGAAUAUAAAAUAAGUGUCCUUACUAUUAAAAUCAUACUUACAACUACAUGAUGUAUUGGUGGUUGCUGUUGUGAUUGACAUCUGUUGACAUGUUAAACUUGCGUUUCGCUACUCACCAAAUUCAUGACAUUUAUUUUAUUCAGUUUAAUUUGUUUAUUCUGCAAGCUAAGACAGUUAAAAACCUUGAAGGUUCGUCGUGAGAAUGUUACCAGAAAGCUGAAGGCAUUCGAUAAGACAACAGAAGAUACUCAAAUCUCAGAACAAGGUUUGCAAUUAUUAAGUUGUUCUUCCGGACCAACUUUGAUUUUAAUUACUUGAAAGAUUAUAGAAAGACUGAAAUAUUAGAAUCGAAAAAUCACAACUUGAGCACAUUAAAUUUUCUGCUCAAUAGUAAUACAUUGUGUGUGGCAUUUCUCUACUUCUAGAUGUCUUGGUGAAUACAAAUCAAAUGUAUUUAACUGUACUUUUUAAAUUAAAAAAUAAAUUUUUCACAAUAUCUUUUUCAGAUAUGAUAAUGUUUUAAAGUCCAAGACAUAUUUUUUCACACACUAUAUUUUAUGAGAGGUUGUAGUUAUGUUCUUUUUAUAGUUUGGAUCUAGUGUUUUUACUAUUUACUAUAGAUUAAUUCUGUAUUUUUCGGUCUAAAAUGUUGAAAAAGAGUCAUUUAAAUAAUGUUUCAUUUCAUCAGGCAGCAGCACUUUUGACCAGGCAUUUCAAAUAGGGACCAAACGGGAGAGCGAAAGAGAGCUGCUAAUAAGAACUGGAGUUAUGACCCCUUUUGGUACCGUUGUGCAGAC
Molecule: messenger RNA, 1348 nt
Organism: Lymnaea stagnalis (great pond snail)
Lineage: Eukaryota; Metazoa; Mollusca; Gastropoda; Lymnaeidae
Source: the annotation of a GenBank genome assembly